GGCCGCCGGGGCAUGAAGCGGGGGCGCGCGGCGCUUCUACCUCAGUCGCGGCUGCUGGGCGCCGGAGAUCGUCCCCCCCUCCGACCGGCGUGCAGACCUCCGUCCCUGGAGGGGCUCCGCCGCCCGGCACCGUCCCCUGGGGUCGUCGCCCGGCCGCCGGCCUCCACAGGCCCGGCCGGCCGCGGCGGGGGAGGGCAGCAUGAGCCGGGGGGCCCGCCAGGCCGGCGCCGGGCAGGCGGUGGCAGCCGCGGUGCAGCUGCUGGUCUCCCUGAGCUUCCUGCCGCGUGUCCUCGAGGAGGCCCAGGUGAGCCCGGCCAGGGGCCGGCCGGCAGCCUUCGGCCCGCAGCGAGCGGGAGCCGGGACGCAGGUGGCUGGAGUUCUGGAUGAUUGCUUAUGUGAUAUUACCAGCAUUGACAAUUUCAACACCUACAAAAUCUUCCCCAAAAUAAAACAAUUGCAAGAGCGAGACUAUUUCCGUUAUUAUAAGGUUAAUCUGAAGCGACCAUGUCCUUUCUGGGCAGAAGAUGGCCACUGUUCAAUAAAAGACUGUCAUGUGGAACCCUGUCCAGAGAGUAAAAUUCCAGUUGGAAUUAAAGCCGGGCAUUCUAAUAAGUACUUGAAAGUGGCAAACAAUACCAAAGAAUUACAAGAUUGUGAGCAAGCUAAUAAACUGGGAGCAAUUAACAACACAUUAAGUAAUCAAAGCAAAGAAGCUUUCAUUGACUGGGCAAGAUAUGAUGAUUCACAGGAUCACUUUUGUGAACUUGAUGAUGAAAGAUCUCCUGCUGCCCAGUAUGUGGAUCUGUUGCUGAACCCAGAGCGUUACACCGGCUAUAAGGGUUCCUCGGCAUGGAGAGUGUGGAACAGCAUCUAUGAAGAGAACUGUUUCAAGCCUAGAUCUGUUUAUCGGCCUUUAAAUCCUCUGGCCCCAAGUCGAGGUGAAGAUGAUGGAGAAUCAUUCUAUACAUGGCUAGAAGGUUUGUGUCUGGAGAAGAGAGUCUUCUAUAAACUUAUAUCAGGACUUCAUGCCAGUAUCAAUUUACAUCUAUGUGCAAAUUAUCUUUUGGAAGAAACCUGGGGUACACCUAGCUGGGGACCUAAUAUCAAAGAAUUUAAACGCCGCUUUGACCCUGUGGAAACAAAGGGAGAAGGUCCAAGGAGACUGAAGAAUCUGUACUUUUUAUACUUGAUUGAGCUUCGAGCUUUAUCAAAGGUGGCCCCCUAUUUUGAGCGCUCGAUCGUUGAUCUUUACACUGGAAAUAUAGAAGAUGAUGCUGACACCAAGACCCUUCUACUGAGUAUAUUUCAAGAUACCAAGUCCUUUCCCAUGCACUUUGAUGAGAAAUCCAUGUUUGCAGGCAACAAAAAGGGGGCCAAGUCAUUAAAGGAGGAAUUCCGGUUACAUUUCAAGAAUAUUUCCCGUAUCAUGGACUGUGUUGGAUGUGACAAAUGCAGAUUGUGGGGGAAAUUACAGACUCAGGGUUUAGGAACUGCCUUGAAGAUACUAUUUUCUGAAAAAGAAAUCCAAAAGCUUCCAGAGAACAGUCCAUCCAAAGGCUUCCAGCUAACUCGGCAGGAAAUAGUUGCUCUUUUAAAUGCUUUCGGAAGGCUCUCUACAAGUAUAAGAGAGUUACAGAAUUUUAAAGUCUUAUUACAACACAAUAGGUACCAUUGUAUGUAAGAAAGGACAGCUCUUUUGGUCUCCAUCAGCAUUGUCUUCAGCUGGAAACUUGAGAAAGUUCACAGUAAACCUCCCAGCAGUUUGCAGACUGAAGUACCUGCAGAAACCGUAGCUAUUCACCAACAGACUCAGGUUAGGUGCACGGUAUUGUGGAAAUUAUCUUAUACAACACCCAACACAUAAGACCACAUGUACUCUAUUUUAAGGUGCAGCUUUGAUUUUUGAAAAGAAAUACAAAUAAUUUGCUGUUGUACCCACCAGAUUCUAGAAAAUGUGAAUUAAAGUACAUGUUUCUGCAAUCUUCUGUCUUGUUUUUUCCCCAAAUUUUAAGUGUUUCUUUUAGGAGAUGAAGAUUUGCUAGUCACUGUGGAGUGGGGAGAAAGUAUAUUUGCAGGUGGUCUGAGGUGGCUGCUUCUAGUCGUGAUGGCAAGUGUUGGCAGGCAUUGUUUCAUCUUCACAGCAGCACUGGUAGGAUUAUUUUACAAAUCCAUAAGAAAUCCGAGGACAGGAGAAGCUCACUAACUUAGUCUGGAACAUCUGACACCAGAGCCUCUGCUCUCAUUGUGGUCUGUAUCAUUGCACAAGUAGCUUGCUACUUUAAACUAAAAGAUGGUGACUUUUAGCAUCUUUUGAUUUGGAUUCAGUCAUAAGGCUUUUAAAAUAUGCUUAUUUUAUUUAAUUUUUUGGAUAGGUAAUACAUUCAUAUGGUUUAAAAAGCCAAAAGAUAACAAAAGUUAUAUAGCAAAUGCCCUCUUGUCAGAGGCUCACCUUCCAGCAUGGCACCCCCAUCACCACACCACUGCACAUGACCUCUGUUCUUGGUUGCUUGUGUUUCCAGCCAUACAUUUUCAGGCAUAUACAAACACAUACAUAUAAAGCCUUGUUUUCUCUCAUUUUUACUCAUUGACAUCAUAAACACAUCACUUGCUGUUUUCACUUACUGUUUCUUGGUGGCCUUCACGUGUUACCAGAUGGCUUUGUUAUUUUUGAGUGACUGCUUGGUAUUCCAUUACAUGGAUGUGCCAUCAUUUAACUGGUCCCCUGUUGGUCAUUUGGGUUGCUUUUGGAACUUAUAUGUAGGUCAUCUCACGUCUUACCCACAACCUAACCAUCUCAGAUGUUAUAAAAUGCUGGAUUGUACCAUUCUCAUAGAUGAAAACACUGAUCAAUGUGUUUCUAUUCCUAUAAGUAGGGUUAAACACCUUCUAAUAUGUCUACGAACCACUUGUGUUUGCUUUUGUGUUCAAAUCUUUUGUAUACUUUUUUAUCACAUGAUUAUUUUCCUUUCCAAUUUCUAAUAGUAGAUUAUUAGAGUAGCAACACUUCAAUUUUAAUGAGCUGCAUUUUUUUCAGUUGGUUGUCAUUUAGUGUUGCUUAUGAUGGUUCUGCCAUGCGGUUUUAUAUUUUUAUCUAGUCUGAUACAAAUUUUUUUAGUGGUUUCUGGAUUUUGAGUUAUAGUUAGAAUGCCUUCCUCAAUCCAGAACAGUGGAAUAAUUCACCAGUUUCUUCUAGAACGUUUAUGGUAUUUUUUUUUUAACGUUCAAAUUUUGA
Messenger RNA from Sciurus carolinensis (gray squirrel), 3232 nucleotides. RefSeq names its product endoplasmic reticulum oxidoreductase 1 beta (gene Ero1b). The coding region runs from base 200 to 1681 and encodes 493 amino acids. Gene Ontology annotation, biological process: protein folding in endoplasmic reticulum. The record is from RefSeq and is a predicted model, not a curated record. The transcript has 17 exons. Gene Ontology annotation, molecular function: thiol oxidase activity; FAD binding; protein-disulfide reductase activity. Gene Ontology annotation, cellular component: endoplasmic reticulum membrane; endoplasmic reticulum. NCBI's taxonomy places the organism in Eukaryota, Metazoa, Chordata, Mammalia, Rodentia, Sciuridae.